UGCCUUUGACCCUUCUGAGCCGCCGUAGUUUGGAGUCCGGAAGCACCAUGGCUAUCGGGAAACUAAAAACUCUUUGCUAUAAAGAAAUUGGAAUGCCUCAACAUUAUCUUUCCUAGUGUUGAAGGAGUGAGGCCUAAUCCUCUGCGAUCAUACUCGAAAAUGUCAGGCCAAGAGGAAUCGGACAAGGGUGUGGACAUGUGGUCCUCUCUCCGCUGCCUGGGGUAUCUCUCCAGCUUCAACCUGCUGGUCGCUGUGUGCUUGGGAAUGUACGUACGAUGGGAGCAGACCUCAGAAUCCAUGAUUCUGGUCAUUUUCAUCCUGGGUUUGUUCGUUUCAGCUAUAGCUUGUAUCCUCUACUACUACUUUUCAAUGGAGUCGGCCAGUUUAUGUCUCUUCCACCUGUGGUUCGGCUUCUUGCAGGGUCUCCUGUGCUUCUUGAACUUCCCCUCUCUGGAGAAAGACAUAAAGGAACAGGUCACAAACUACCUGUUGCUCUCUAGCGUAUCUGUUCGGUCGCUCUGGGCCCUAACAGAACGUCUGUGCGGUAGUGCUAAGUAUAAACCAGUCGUUCUGACCUCACCUGAGCUCCUAGAGCUCCUGGGAUUUGGUGUAGCAAGCAUCAGCUUGGUUUUCCACAAAUCACUAGCCAUGAUUGCUCUGACUUUUGCUUUAAUGGCCCUUAUUGUGGACCUUCGCAUGAAGUCGCCCUUGGCUCUCCCUAAUCUUGCCUCCUUUGCUGUAAUCACCGCCAUUACCUUCUUUCAGUCCUUGGAGAUCCAAACAAACCCAUUCGUGCUCAGCUGCUUCCUGGGACGGCUUAUAUGCGAGCCCCUUCUAGACGUCUACUUCAGCAGCUUGUCGGCGACAGAACGCUGCAAGCAGUUUCUCUCGGCUGGCCGCCUGUGGAGGAUAUUUUCUCUGUUUCCGCUGGCAUUCGUUGAGCUGGCGUUCUUUGUGCUCUGUGCCCUGAAGCUGGGUAACAUGAAAGCCUGGUACCUGGUCAUCCCUGGCUUCUGCGUCUUUGGCCUCUUGUGGAUCCUGUGCCACAUGGUGUUCCUUGUAACACUAUGGUGCUUCCACACCAAGCUGAGCGAGUGUCAGAAGUUGUGGGCGACCCAGCGCUCACAAACGCUCAAUUUGGACAGGAUCAUGGCCUCCAGGGGCAUGCGUCAUUUCUGCCUCAUCUCCGAACGGCUGGUGCUCUUCUGCCUGAUGUCCACUGUCAUACUAGGGGCUGUUUCAUGGCAGGUCACUUCUGGACUCUUCAUGAGUGUGUUUUUAGUGGUACUGCCACUGGAGUCUCUGGCUCAUGGACUCUUCCAUGAACUGGGCAGCUGCUUGGGAGGCACCUGCGUUGGGUAUGCGGUGGUAAUUCCCACUUACUACAGCAGUGCGGAUGGCCAGCCAUUGCUGUUGCCUCCAGGGCAAGUCCAGGAAUUGCACUCCACAGCUACUCUGAAUGCUGUGCAGCGACUCUUCUCCCACCACCUCAUCCAGACCUUCGGAUGUGAUUACACCACCAGUCUAAGCCUGGACACCCUGCAGGGCAAACUGCGCUCCUUUCUGGAGCUCUGCACCGCCGAAGGCCCGCGGCACGACACUUACAUCCUAUACUACAGCGGCCACACGCUUCCCAGCGGAGACUGGACUUUGGCAGGUGGCGAUUACUUGCGUCUGCAGCAGAUCCUUGAUAUGUGGAGAGAAAGGAACAGUGGCCUCUCCUCCCGCCUCAUCCUGGUCCUGGACACUGAGAAUUCAGCGCCGUGGGUGAAGGCGGUGCAGAAGGUGGAAGGGAUGUAUGUUGCGGUACAGGGAGCCAAGAUGAGCCCUGUCCAGGAUGCCGAAGCCCAAGAAGCCCCCCGUCUGGGAGACUUCACCUCUGAGUGGGUGAAAUAUAACUGCGAUCCUGACAGUGGCGUGCAGUGGUCAGAGAGGGGUCGGGUCAUCUCGGCAAUAUAUGGCGUGUCCAAACCCUGGAGUGACUACGCCCUCCACCUGCCCACCGGGAGCGAUGUGGCCAAGCACUGGAAAACACACUUCCCCAAGACCACGUACCCACUUGUGGCUGUAGCCAACUGGUGCUGCGGACUCAACCUCCUGUGGCUGUGUAGUGUGUGUUUGCGCUGCGUCAGGAGACUGAAACUCUCUUGGUUCCCUCCCAGCAUACUGGACACGGGGCAGGGGAUCAAACUAGUCCGAUCAUAGGAACAGGAUUGAGCACCAUUGUCAAAUGAUGACUUCUUCUGUUUAUCUGUUCCCUAUAUACACAAUAUAGCCACUGUCUCAUAUCAUAUGAAUCUGUGCUCUUUCACAAUAUCGAGACUGUCAGUGUCAAGUGCCUUGUGUUAAUUUAUUAGGUUUUAAGUGGAUUUUCUCUGGAUGUUGGUGAAAUACGUGUAUUGCAAUGAAUUCAGUCUCAGGCAAAGUUAAACAUGAAAUAUCAAUUUGUGUUUUUAGAAGGUUGUUACUUAUUUUGUUUUUUGCCAAGAAGUAAAGCAGGUCUGGUUGAGUUGUUCCUCAAGACCUCUUCAACAGCCAAUGUUUAAUCAUGCCAUAAUGUAUUUUGUAUUUUCAGUGGGGUUUUUGUUUUCAAGAGUUGACCUUUAUUCAUUCUUUAUCAACAGACCAGCAUCCUUUAAUAAAGACUUGUUUAAAAUAA
Messenger RNA from Rhinichthys klamathensis goyatoka, 2659 nucleotides. It is a transcript of the gene tmem168a, whose product is annotated as transmembrane protein 168a. The record is from RefSeq and is a predicted model, not a curated record. Bases 160 to 2205 code for a protein of 681 amino acids. NCBI's taxonomy places the organism in Eukaryota, Metazoa, Chordata, Actinopteri, Cypriniformes, Leuciscidae. The transcript has 6 exons.